Messenger RNA from Diatraea saccharalis (sugarcane borer), 1039 nucleotides. The record is from the annotation of a GenBank genome assembly. Lineage: Eukaryota; Metazoa; Arthropoda; Insecta; Lepidoptera; Crambidae.
AGUCCCUUAUAUCACAGACCAAGAAGAAGAUACUAAUUAAUAAAUACUAAAUAGUUAUCUGUGGGUACGCGUUCGGUACGUCUGGUACUUAGUGGUGCGUUACUCGUAAUUUUACUAAAACUAUGUAUCAAAUGAGGAAUAUAGUCUCUCAAGAUUGUGAAAUUGAUUUACCAAAAUGCAUGUAUCGUAUCAGAAACCCGAAUCAAUUAAGCCAAUGUUUUGAAAACGAUAUUAAUAUUUGUCACCAGAUUGUCAAGCUCAUAAAGAGACCAUCAGACAAAAUGGCUGAACUUGAACAAAGACAAGAUCAACUUCUAAAGAAACUGGAUAUACUUUAUGAUAGGAUCAAAAUUAUAAGCUCUAUUUGUGCAUCGAACGAAAUUAAUACGAAAGUGCAGCUGCAAAAGAGCAAUAAAAUUAAAAUACAAUCUAUACCUACACCAGAAGAAAUUGUGUUGUAUGUCAACCCAGAUAAUUUGCCUUGGUAUUUAUUUGUUUUCUUAAAAGACCCUUCCAUAGAGGUCCAUAUAACUUGGCACAUUCAUUCAUCAGUCGCUAAUGAGAAAAAACCGAAGAUUCUAGCAUUUUUGAAGAAUUUCAAAAAAAUUAACUUAAAUUCAAAAAUAAACUUGAGAUUGAUUUUUAGCUGUGUUUCAACAGACUCGGAAUUGAAGUUAAGUUCAUUGGCAAUUCCAAUUGUUAGCAGUGUAAAUAUAUUGCGGUAUUUAUCACUAGUCUACCCAAACACUGUUCCAUAUGAUAUGAAUGAUCAUAUAGUAGAUGGCCUCUUGGAUAAUUGCUAUUUAUUAGAAAAAACCCCAGAAAAGAAUAAAGAUGCUAUAAUACAAAAAAUAUUAGUUCAUCAUAAAGAUUGGAUGUACAAGAAUGAGUUUUCGAUUGUAGAUGUGGCUUUGUAUAAUGUUGUCAAACAGCUACGAAAUAAACCAAAAUCUGUGCCAAUUAGUUGGUUUGAGCAAUGUGAAAAGAUUUGUAAUUGAAGAUGGAAAUAAAAGUUGAAUUUACAUUUAUUCUCGUUUCU